AGUCAGGUAAACAGCUUCUGAAGGUGUUUGACGGUGAUGAUGCAGUGAAACGUGCCGGCUUCCGAUUGGUUUCCAUCAUGAGAGCCACAAAGAAUGAAGAAGUUGUGGAGGCGGCUCUGAGGGCCUUCUUCCUCCCCGAUGAUUCUCAGGACUUCGAGCUGCAGGAGGUCGGCGGCGUGCAGCGUCUCCACAGCGACGACAUCCUCAACCGCAACGGCGGCACCGACAACCGGAGCUCCCUGAAGGACAGCGGCGACGCCUGGCUCCUGAGGGCCAAACCCAGAGACAAUGAGGUCAUCCAGGUGUACGCGGGACGGCCCAGGUCGGGAGCAGCUUUCGUCUCCGUCUCCGUCUCUAGAAACAGCUCAGCAGCUUCAGUCGUCUCCGAGGUCCUCGGUCUGCUCCACAGACGGGAGGAAGACGCGUCCACUUUCAGCCUGAUGGAGGUCUACAUGAGCAGCAAGCAAGUUCAGAGACAGACACUGAGUCCUCAGGAGAAGAUUCAGGACAAGCUGCACGAGAUCAGGAAGGUAGGAGGACAUGUAACACACUGAACUCCUGCA
Molecule: messenger RNA, 563 nt
Organism: Anarrhichthys ocellatus (wolf-eel)
Lineage: Eukaryota; Metazoa; Chordata; Actinopteri; Perciformes; Anarhichadidae
Product: diacylglycerol kinase theta-like
Exons: 6
Coding region: 78-554 (158 amino acids)
Biological process (GO): signal transduction
Source: RefSeq, a predicted model, not a curated record